AUGGCGCCUCUGUCCCCCGCCGCGCCAAGCCCGUCCUCCGCCGCGCCCAGGGUGUGCUGGCCUAGGCCGCGGAACAGCGCAGUCUUUGCGGCAUGGAUUCGCGCUCGGGCCGCUCCAUCUCUCCGGAGCGGCCCCACGCAGCUCGCCGCCGAUGCCGUCAGUGGAGCAGCUGCCCGUGCUGCGACACCGACGGGGCGGACCGCAUCAGCGGCCUCCCCGACAACGCGCUCCUCAAGAUCCUUGCUGGCACCCGCUGCGCCCGCACCGCCGCCCACGCCGGCGGUCUCUCCCGCCGUCGUCGCUGCCCUCGCGCAGGUCGCACUCCCGGAGCUGUCCAUCCUCGACAUCAACGUCACCAAGCGCUUCAAAUUCUCCGCAGCAGGCGUCGCCUCGCUGCUCCGCACCGCCGCGAGGUUGGCGCUGGUGGAGCUCACCAUUAUAGUCUGGGGGGACAGAAAGGACAUCGACAUUGCCGUCGAGCUGCCUUGCUUCGACCGCGCAACAACGAUCAGGCUGGAACUAGGGGAUGUCAAAUUAGCACCGGCGGUGGCUGGCGGUGAGUUCCCUCUGCUCGAGAGGCUGUCCGUUGCAGGCUGCAGGUUGGCCACCGCUAGCGCUAGCCUGAUCUCACAGUGCCCGCAUCUGCGAGCGCUAGAACUGCGCCGAUCUGAACAUCCUGACGUUUUGAGGGUCCACUCGACGAAGAUUGAAAAGCUAGUCAUUGACUGUGAUACUAGUAGCUGGUUGGGGGCUGUUGACAUCGACGCCCCUGUGCUGAAGAAGUUCACCAUGAACACCAUCAUUGACAGGGAUUUCAGCAUGUCAUUCUCGGCGCCUAUGGUGGAGAUUCUCUCGUGA
Molecule: messenger RNA, 858 nt
Organism: Miscanthus lutarioriparius
Lineage: Eukaryota; Viridiplantae; Streptophyta; Magnoliopsida; Poales; Poaceae
Source: the annotation of a GenBank genome assembly